CCGGUCGCCGCGGGGAUGGGCUGUGCGCCGGUGAGCGGGUGGCGGAGCGGCUGGGCGAAGUUGUGCCGCACGCACCGGACCGCUGUCCGCUCCCCCGGGGCGCAGAGGCCCCGCGCGCGUGGCGGGGUGGGGGGAGGCUCUGCUCCCCCCCCCCCCCCCCCCCCCGAGCCCAAGCUGAGCUCGCUCCGGGAUCUGUGGCGAGGGGCGGGGAGGAGGCGGCCGAGACGCGAGGGAGGAGGCAGCGCUGCGAGAGCUGGUGGGACCGUCCCGCCGACCACCGAAGGGGGCAUCCGAGACCCUCGGAAAAACGAAGCCCGGGGAGGAGCUUGGAAGGCAAGGAGAAGGGGUCCCUGGUCCCGUCCCUUGUCCUGUUCUUCCCGGAUGGAACAAGAAGAUAAACAGGGUGUGUGUGAAGCCCAGGACUCAGAAGACGAGGGGAUGGGCUCUGAUUUUGAGAACUCUGAAGACAGGGAACGGGACCCAGAAGAAACGGGAAUGGGCUCUAAUCCACAGGAUGCACUCAAGAGACAAGACCACCCAGAGCCAAAGAUGGGCUCCAACCCACAGGAUGCAGCUCUAGGAAGGGACCCAGAGGCGAGGGAACUGGUGUCUGACAUCUGCCCAGAGGGGCUGCUGAGUGAGGAAGAAGGGGCUGCUCUCCGCGAGGAAGAAGAUUACCCAUCUGGUGUAGCUGAGAUGGCGAUGUUCCCGGGACUGUCUGAGUCGGACAGCAUUUCCCGCAGCCCCCGGGAAGAGGAGGAGGAGGAGGAGAGCGCUGGGGAGAACCCGCUAGACGAAGAGGAGCAGCCACCCCCUCCCAUGCUUCCCUGGCGGCGGCACCUCUCCCUGGGGAGUCGGCACCGGAGCGACAAGCCUGCCCACCGCCGCUUCCGCCGGCUCCACCAUCCCAUGGCCAUGGACCUCGGGGAGCUCGACAGCCUGAUGGCCAGCAUCAUGGACGCGCCCACCAUCUGCCCCGACUGCGGGGAGAGCUUCAGCCCCGGCGCCGCCUUCCUGCAGCACCAGCGCAUCCACCGCCUGGCCGAGGCCGCCGCCGCCGCCAGCCUGGAGCCCUUCGGCUUCGCGGGCGAGUGCGGCGCGGUAGUGGGGAUGGUGGGCGUGGGCGUGGGCGUGGCGGGGGGCUUUGGGGCGGGGCCCGCGCUGGCCCGGCCCCCGCGAGAGAAGCCCUUCCGCUGCGGGGAGUGCGGCAAGGGCUUCAGCCGCAACACCUACCUGACCAAUCACCUGCGCCUGCACACGGGCGAGCGGCCCAACCUGUGCGCCGACUGCGGCAAGAGCUUCAGCUGGCGCGCCGACCUGCUCAAGCACCGGCGCCUGCACACGGGCGAGAAGCCCUACCCCUGCCCCGAGUGCGGCGAGGCCUUCAGUCUCAGCUCGCACCUGCUGAGCCACCGGCGCGCGCACGCGGCGGCCAGCGGCGCGGGGGCGGCAGCGCUGCGGCCCUUCGCCUGCGGCGAGUGCGGCAAGGGCUUCGUGCGCCGCUCGCACCUGGCCAACCACCAGCGCAUCCACACGGGCGAGAAGCCGCACGGCUGCGGCGAGUGCGGCAAGCGCUUCAGCUGGCGUUCGGACCUGGUGAAGCACCAGCGCGUGCACACGGGCGAGAAGCCCUACAUGUGCUCCGAAUGCGGCGAGACCUUCAGCGUCAGCUCGCACCUCUUCACGCACAAGCGCACGCACUCUGGCGAGCGGCCCUACGUGUGCCGCGAGUGUGGCAAGGGCUUCGGGCGCAACUCGCACCUGGUGAACCACCUGCGCGUGCACACGGGCGAGAAGCCCUUCCGCUGCGGCCAGUGCGAGAAGCGAUUCAGCGACUUCUCGACGCUCACGCAGCACCAGCGCACGCACACGGGCGAGAAGCCCUACACGUGCAUCGAGUGCGGCAAGAGCUUCAUCCAGAGCUCACACCUGAUCCGCCACCGCCGCAUCCACACCGGCAACAAGCCGCACAAGUGUGCGGGCUGCGGCAAGGGCUUCCGCUACAAAACGCACCUCGCGCAACACCAGAAGCUGCACCUGUGUUAGGGCUGGGCGAGGCUGCCCUGGGGGUGGGGUGGGGGGAGCAUGCGGGGAAUAGAUGUUCUGGGGAUAGGCCAUGUAGAAAGAAAUGGGAAGGGGCGGGAGGGGCAAUCGGAGAGUGACGGGGGAGUCUUUUGGUGUUAGGGGGUCUUGAAGGGGAGGGUUGACUAAGCGUUGUUUGGGGGUGUUAUAUUUUGCCUGCCUCCUCCCCCAGGAGGGCACGCUUGGGGGAGAUGUGCUUGAGCGCGAAGACUUCUUCAGGUGCACGCAGUAGGGGGUGAAGAGCACAGGGGCGGGGUGGGGGGGAGCAGGCGCUUUGAGGACCUUGAAGAAGGGGGGGCGGGGUGGGGGAGUGAACAGGAUGGCAGGCAAUAGGGUAGGUAGGGUGGUGAUGGCCUGUGAAAAUCGGGAGAGGGCGUGGUUAGAGUGAGGAUUAUGGGAUAAAAGGAUGGUAUGAAUAAUUCUAUCCUGGUCUCACCAGGCGUUAAGUCAGUGUUGGAACCCUGCCCCCCCCCCCCCCAACAGCUGUAGUCCCAUGAAAAGUAGACGAAACCUUGUCGAUCCUAUGAGGGAGGAUAUUUUAUAUAUUCUUCCCUUCUUUUCUCUGAGCCACAGUUAGCUGCUAUUUUGAGGCAUCCAGGGGAAACUGGGCAGGAAAGCUACACACUGUUUUCAAACGCAACACUGAAGUUUAGAAAUGUGUUCGUAACUGGUUUUAAGAUGACCUGGGUAAGCUUGGUCCUGCCCCUGGCUCUUUAUUACUUCCUUUAAAAUAGUCUAGCUCCAUGCUAGGUCAAGGUGGUCCAUGUGGAAGUCCGGUGUGUGCCAAGCCGGGUAUUUGAGGUCUCACUUGUGAGAUUCUAAGUGCAGAAAAAUGAAACAGUCCCGGCUGUGUGUGACUUUCCCUUUCCCAGGUCAACAUGAUGCUUGUUUCAGACCAGUGACCUGCUACAGAAGUCAACCAGCUCAGAGUUUUGCUAGCCUUACAUCAGAAAUCCGGGAAAGCAAAUGGUCACAUGUUGGGGUACAAGGCUUCUUUGUCUCAUUUGCCUUCACUCUGUAUCCAGUGCACCCCUCCCACCUUGGUAGUAAUGGAGGAGGGAAUAGAACAGCCACCUCUAUCCAUUUUGAUAUGGGCUUUUGGUCUGAGUAGAAAUUUCUUUUUGUUACACAGGGAGGCACAGUAGAAAGCUUAAGGCUUUACACCUGGAGGGCACAAGCAGGGAGAGGUGUAAAUGCAACAUUGCCAAAUAGCACAAGCAAUGAAUGUUUUCUGGUUGUUAUAUGAAUGCCAAAACAGCACUUUUAUAUUUGUAAAGUGCUUUAUGCUUUUUAAUGAUUGUUAGUUGUUUCUCACAUCUUUGUGAGGUAGAUCAGUAUUAUGAUCGUAGGGAAGGCCUGGGGACAAGAGUACAGCAGGCUGUUCUGAAGAGAGGCUGAUGACCGUAGGGAUAGGUACGGCCUGACCUUUUGUGCUCUCCAGCUCAGCUGCUAGAAGACAACCUGUCAUGAUUUAUGUAAUAAAGACACUGAAAAUUCUUCUGCUUUAUGGAAAACUUAAGGCUAGUCUAGAAGGGCCAAAGAUGUCCUUGUUGACAAAGCUGGUCUUUGUCACGCAAUUAGGGUGUCUUAGGUUUGUUGUAUUUCUAGUAGGGCUGUAGUUAGAUGACUGUUAAACAGAUUUCGGUUACCUGUGCUGAAAACCCCGCCCCUGGUUUAGCCUCUAGAAGUUAGAGUUGUGGAAAGCAGUGUUGUUUUCCUCACCAGUGAUCGUGAGUUGUCCUGUACCUUUCAUGGAAGCAUCUUCACAAGCUGUUGGACGCACUUGAAGGAGAAGAAGAAAAAUUGCAAGAUUGUUUUUAUGGUUUUAGCAAAGUUUCUGUGGAUGCUGGUAUUUUAUACUUGAUCAGUUGUGUUUUAGCCAAGAACCUCUUUGGGGACUGUAGGAAAGCAUGUUUUUGUCCUUAUGAAAACACUUUCUUAAAAAAGUCUUGAGACUUCUGGGCUUAAUGUAAUGCCUGUCGAUCUUGCCCUCUUAAUCAGUUUAUUGUCACUUACAAAUGCAAAUAAUACAGAUUUUCAAAAGAUAGAUAAUUUUGGAAGACACUAAUUCUUUAUUUUCUUUUAGUACUCGACAGCACUAUGAGCAAAGUAAAUGUGCAUUAUUUAUUCCGACUCUUUACUCUGAAUACUAAGUGUGUAGGACUCCUCUGAAAAGAAUAUAGCCGAUUUGUGGGUAAUCGUAUUCCUUUGUGUGUGUGGUUUUUGUUUUUUGUUUUUUUUUUCCAUGUACAUCUACCUCUUCCAGCCGUUUUAAGUUCUCUCAAGUUCGUGCCUAUGAAAUCUCAUCUAACUUUUGAUUAUUCGGGGAUUGAUCCUCCACUUUAUGGGUUAUUUGGUGUUUUGCUGCCACUGCACAGUCAUCUAUAUUAGCUAGGUUAUGUAUGGAUGGCUUUCAAGAAAGAGGUCAACAGGGAAAGGAGAUUGAAGCUAAUAUAAAAUAACUUAGUGGCAGUGGAAAUCUUUGGAUUUCAUUGACCUCUCUUGGGUGCCAUGGAUAAGAGAGUCAGCUACUCCUUCUGUAUCCCUUUUGUGAGCAAAUCCCUUAGCAGAAGAAAACAGUCCAGCCACCAACACCCCCACUCUCAUGGUGCAUUUAAAACGUGAUUCCACUCUUAUAAUUCUUCAGGGAACAGAGCUGCAUUAGGUGACUCGAAAUGCGGUCAGGAGAUUGUUUCUCGUAUUUAGUUUGAGAAUUGUUUUUCUUCAGCCAGCGCUUGUUAACUGUGGUUCACCCUUAAAAGUGUUACUUUGAAGAUUCUUCCAUCAACUCAUUAAUGAUGGCGGAGGCAAGUGUAUCAUUUGUUUCCUGGGGAGUUUGGUCAAGUACAGGCUGCUCUUUACUUGGCGAAGCCAGGAGCAGUUUAAAUAGGUUAAAUGGCUUGACGAAAUCUUGAGUUCUGAGUUGGAAAGAGAAGAUGAAAAGUUAACCCCUUGAGCCGUGUGGUCUCUUCAGGAUCAAGAGCCUUGUACAUAUGUGAAAAGUACAGAUUAAGAACCUGUGUUCAUAGACAAUCUGAACUGUGUUUCUGAAGUUUGUGCACAUUUUCCUUCACUGUAAUGUUAUUUUACAGCUGUUUGUUAAAAUAGUGAAUAAUUUAAUGAUCCUGAAAAUAACAGUUUUUGUGUAUGUGCUUGUAUAUGUGAGAACUGCCUUAUUUUCAGGUUGUUUUAUUUAAUGAUGGUUCCUUGGACAGCAUUCUGGUGUUCAGCCACCAAUAUGGAAUAUUGGUCAUUAAAUCCAUAUCAGUCUUUCCCCA
Messenger RNA from Neofelis nebulosa (Clouded leopard), 5360 nucleotides. It is a transcript of the gene ZNF697, whose product is annotated as zinc finger protein 697. The record is from RefSeq and is a predicted model, not a curated record. Bases 16 to 2046 code for a protein of 676 amino acids. Gene Ontology annotation, molecular function: DNA-binding transcription repressor activity, RNA polymerase II-specific. Gene Ontology annotation, biological process: negative regulation of transcription by RNA polymerase II. The transcript has 3 exons. NCBI's taxonomy places the organism in Eukaryota, Metazoa, Chordata, Mammalia, Carnivora, Felidae.